Molecule: messenger RNA, 783 nt
Organism: Fusarium venenatum
Lineage: Eukaryota; Fungi; Ascomycota; Sordariomycetes; Hypocreales; Nectriaceae
Cellular component (GO): mitochondrion
Source: RefSeq, a predicted model, not a curated record
AUGUCUGUUUUGUUCCGAGGCCUAAAAAAUGCCUCGAGACAUGCUGUCCAGCCAUCAAAACUGACCGGCGCAAUAGUUGGCUUAAGGCUCAUCAGCAAGACCAGAAGCAAACCCUCCAAACCUUCACAGCUGAUAUAUCCGGAGGCGACCAACAAAGAACAUUCUGAUCUCGCGACAUUUCUAUUAUAUGCUGAACGUACAAGCCUGAACAAAAACUCUACUGUGUAUCGGGGCACACACUACGAAUACACAGUCGCCGACACACUCUCACAGUAUGGCUUCCUCCUCAAGCGCGUUGGGGGCCAUUCGGAUCGAGGCCUGGAUCUCCUAGGCAUAUGGACACUGCCUUCAACACCACAGACGUCGAAGGUGAUAAUCCAGUGCAAAGCAGGUGCUCGGAGCCCAAGCCCCAUGUACAUCCGUGAGCUCAAGGGCGCUAUGGCGGUAGCUCCUCCAGGGUGGCGAGGUACCGACGUUCUGGGGCUACUAGUUGGUGAGAAGCCGGCCACGAAAGGUGUACAGAAAGAGAUGCACUCUGCAGAUGUGGCUCUGGGGUAUGUAUGCUGCACAAAGGAGGGCGAACUGGCGCAGCUGCUGUGGAAUUUGAAAGCUCAGGAAAUGGGGCUGGACGGGCUGUCGGUUGGCGUUAAGUAUGGGGGGAACAAGAGCCAGCUUGUGUUGAUCCGAGGCGGCGAGAUGCUGCCUCUGUUGGAUAAGGUGGAAAUCCAGAAGGACAACGUCGUGGAUGUAUCUGUUAUUGAAGCUGAAGGGGGAGCAGUCUGA